Molecule: messenger RNA, 312 nt
Organism: Notodromas monacha
Lineage: Eukaryota; Metazoa; Arthropoda; Ostracoda; Podocopida; Cyprididae
Source: the annotation of a GenBank genome assembly
UUAUUUGCACCAAAACCGAUAAUUUAUCCAUUUGAUGCUGCGUUACGUCGUGUUACAAGACUUUUCUUGGAUACAAUGGUCGUCGUGUUGAUCCUUUUGCUUCUGUGCACCACGUCUUCGGGUUGGAAUCCUACCGUGUGUUCGAGGAAUUACUUAAGCGAUAAACCACUCCGAUGCUAUGCUUGCAAGAGUGAGGACGCUUUCAUAAGGCACGAUUCGAGCGAUUCGGAAAUUUAUUCUUGCGAGAGCAACCUCGGAUUUGUUACAACAUGCGAUGUUGGUGAGGCCUGCGAAACUACUUUCAAACGAGGU